Rhineura floridana is the source of this 6032-nucleotide messenger RNA. It is a transcript of the gene SLC1A1, whose product is annotated as solute carrier family 1 member 1. Gene Ontology annotation, biological process: L-glutamate transmembrane transport. The coding region runs from base 610 to 2202 and encodes 530 amino acids. Gene Ontology annotation, cellular component: plasma membrane. Gene Ontology annotation, molecular function: L-glutamate transmembrane transporter activity; glutamate:sodium symporter activity; L-cysteine transmembrane transporter activity. The transcript has 12 exons. NCBI's taxonomy places the organism in Eukaryota, Metazoa, Chordata, Lepidosauria, Squamata, Rhineuridae. The record is from RefSeq and is a predicted model, not a curated record.
GACCGCCUCACGAAAGAGCGGGAAUGCAGGCGACCGACCGACCCUGCUUCUGCACCAGCCCCGUUGGCAUGAGCACGCGGAAGCAGCGCUCGCUGGAUGGCGCCCCAAAGUGUCCCCUCCUCUCUCUCAGGCAUCCACUCAGGACCAUCUGGUGGUGCAAACGGAGUGCUCGCGCGUGCGCCAGCGCAGUCUGAUGGAGAUCCCCAGGCACGCUGUCUGCGCUAGGUGUUGUUGCUGUGCCUGACAGAGGCAGCGCGCGCACCCACCCACCCACCGACACACACGGCAGCCGCCUCCACGCCUCUCUUCCUCUCCGCCUGUGUAUGUGGCAGCCGCAGACGCCGCCAGCAGCAGGAGCAGCAAGGAGAGAAGAGGCAAAAGAGGGACCGGCAGAGCGACGAACGCGCCCCGUCCCCAUCUUCUCGAGGACUGCGUAGCCACCGCACGACAUCAUACGCAGGCUCGAGCGAAAACAGCGGCAGGCAGACCGCGAGCCAGAGCCGUUCUUCCGUUGCCCGAAGAGCUCCUCGCCUGCUCCUCUCUCUGCCUCUGUCUCUGCCUUCUCCGCGCGCGGGUCCCGCCUGCCUCCUGCCACAAGGACUAGCCACCAUGGUGAAGGAGCCUAGCAGGAAAAAGGAGGGAUGCGACUGCAAGCGUUUCCUGAAGAACAAUUGGCUCCUCCUGAGCACCAUCCUCGCCGUGGUCCUGGGCAUUGGACUAGGUGUCGCUGUUCGGGAAUAUGGCAAACUCUCCAACCUGGAUAAAUUUUACUUUGCAUUUCCAGGAGAAGUUCUGAUGAGAAUGCUCAAGCUGAUCAUAUUGCCAUUAAUUAUAUCAAGCAUGAUAACAGGUGUUGCUGCUUUGGACUCUAGUGUUUCUGGAAAGAUUGGCUUGCGGGCAGUUGUCUACUACUUCUUCACUACAGCCCUAGCGGUAAUCCUAGGGGUUGUAUUGGUUGUGACCAUCAAACCAGGAGUGUCCCAGAAAGCUGAUGAGAUUGAUAGAACAGGUAGCACACCUGAUGUCUCUACUGUGGAUGCUAUGUUAGACUUGAUUAGGAAUAUGUUCCCAGAAAACCUUGUACAGGCCUGUUUUCAACAGUAUAAAACCAAACGUGUAGAAGUAACAAUCACAAGUGAAGUGGACAAAAAUGGUACUGUUCCUACAGAAGCCCCAGUUACAACUGUAAUGCCAACAGAGACUUCAGAGAAUAAAACUAAGGAAUACAAAAUAGUGGGCGUGUAUUCCGAUGGUAUUAAUGUUCUUGGCUUGAUAGUCUUUUGUCUUGUCUUUGGAAUUGUUAUCGGAAAAAUGGGAGAAAAGGGAAAAGUGCUGGUGGACUUUUUCAACGCACUGAAUGAUGCCACAAUGUAUAUAGUUCAGAUAAUAAUGUGGUAUAUGCCAUUGGGUAUUUUAUUUUUGAUUGCUGGAAAGAUAAUAGAAGUUGAAGACUGGGAGAUUUUCCGGAAAUUGGGUCUUUAUAUGGCUACUGUGCUAAGUGGGCUUGCAAUCCAUUGUGUUGUAAUUUUGCCACUAAUAUACUUAAUAAUAGUCAGAAAAAAUCCGUAUCGAUUUGCCAUAGGGAUGGCUCAAGCACUUUUGACAGCACUCAUGAUUUCCUCAAGUUCAGCCACUUUACCUGUCACCUUUCGCUGUGCAGAAGACAAAAACCAUGUUGACAAGAGAAUUACCCGAUUUGUUUUACCAGUUGGAGCUACAAUCAACAUGGAUGGUACCGCACUUUAUGAAGCAGUGGCUGCUGUUUUUAUUGCACAGCUUAAUGACUUAGAGCUAGAUAUUGGCCAAAUAGUGACCAUUAGUGUAACAGCAACAGCAGCCAGCAUUGGAGCUGCAGGAGUGCCCCAGGCUGGACUAGUUACCAUGGUGAUUGUACUGAGCGCAGUUGGAUUGCCUGCUGAAGAUGUUACUCUCAUAAUAGCAGUGGACUGGCUUCUGGAUCGAUUCAGAACAAUGGUGAAUGUCCUUGGUGAUGCCUUUGGAACUGGAAUUGUGGAGAAGCUCUCCAAAAAGGAACUGGAAUUGAUGGAUGUGGGUUCUGAAGUCAACAUCGUGAAUCCUUUUGCCUUGGAAACAACAGUGCAUAACAGUGAGGAAGCAGAAACCAAGAAAUCCUACGUGAAUGGAGCUUUUGCCAUAGAUAAAUCUGAUACCAUAUCAUUCACCCAGACAUCACAGUUCUGAAGGAGAUUGACUGAUAAGGGAGCUACGCAGGAUUAAAGGACAUGGGAGGCCCCAUGUCGAACCAUAUUCUGGGUUCCUCUCACUUCAGACCCCACCUGCUGUAUUUUCUCCUUUGCCUAUAUUUAUACAGACAGAGGGAGAUACACACCCGCUAUCUUGCAAAUCUCCCUUCUCAGAUCUGCCACAACACAGAGAACAUAGUCAUUCCACUCCUCUUCUUGUGCAGGCUAUCAGUAUUUUACAUUUCCCCACAACUGGGAUCAUGGCCAUUGUUCCUCCCCAGUCAUUUCAUGAUGGAACAGCCAACAUGUUCAAAGUUGUGAAGAUUCCUUCAGGAGCCCCAGCGAUAGGCAUAUUCUCAUCAUGUAUAAUGUUCUCUGACAAAUACGUAACAUCAGGGAACCCAACAUAGUUGAGUAGUGGGCUAAGGUUACCCAAGUCAUGCCUGUGUCGAUGCUCUGAAGGACAUCAUCACACAUGAAAUCAUUUAGCAAACCAAAAGAAUAAGUGUAUUCCUUUGAAACAGAGACUCUAGAUUUUCCUCAACUCCUAAUUUUUACAGCAUCUGAUCACUGGGCAGAUUUAUCAAGGUUGUCUGAAAAUGUAUUUUUUUAAAAAAGCCAUGUCAUAUUCCUGAGGAUUCUAGACAUCUGCUUGCAAUGAACAUGCUCCCAAGUUGGAAUAAUGAACCAAAGGUGUUUUUUUCCUGAGGCAUAGUAUAGUGUUUUCCAUUUCGCUAUUCUGUGUAUGGAAUUCUUUUUAAAAAAAUAAAACUCUUCUUUAAAAAGAAUUUUUAAAAAAAUCUUAUUUAAACUUCUUUGCAGUCAUUUCUCUGCAAAUCAAUUCUGUGCCAAGAUGUUUGGUAGCUAAUUAAUGAUUGGAAAAGGAAAUAAGAAUGGUAAUUUAAUGUGUUAACUUUUUUAAAGUGUGAAUGUAUUUUUUUUUAAUAAAUUAUUAUAGAAAUUGGAAGUUGCUACAUAAGAACUUGCAUUAUUAUAUUUUCUUUUGUGCCAUAAAUUAUACAAGAAUAUAGCUGGGCUUUAAAAGUUAAGCCAAUCAUAAAAGCUUUGCUGCAAAUUGAAACGCUGAUAAUUUAGUUUUCUUCAUUCAUUAGUCAUCUUUGGGAAGUGGAUAGAAAUAUCUUCAGAGCUACCAGUAUUAUCAGCUCUAGCAAAAACAGAUAAAAAUCAACUGCAUAGGUAUUUAUGACAUGGCUUGUAGACAUUUUGUGCUUUAAAAAUUAUUAUACCCAUGGUAUAAUUGCUAGUGGUUGGUUGAGUGUCAGUUUGCUUGCUUCUUAAUUUUGUAAUCGGACCUGAAAUCCUGCAGUGGCAAAUAUUCUAGGCCUCAUGACAAAGAACCAAACUUUAAAGCAUCUCUUGAAUGGUGAAUAAGCAUCACGGAGCAAUAUUUUCAUAUUGGCCACCUGAGCUUGGGUUCUUUAUCAAAUCAUUCCACAAUGUUAAAAACGUUUUCUGUAAUAUUUUAUCAGGUAUUUUCAUGGUCUGAUAUUUUUUCCUGUAUAAAAUAUAAGCGUACUUGGCUUGCAUAUAAUUUAGGGAGUAGUCCAACUUGAGUUUACGCCAGGCUGCAGAAGUUGGAUGUGGCAGACCCUCAGCGCCGCCAGGCUCUGCCAGCAGAAGCCCCCCAGUCCUGGCUGAGCCACAGCAGCCCUGGGAUCAUGCUAGCAUGGUCGGUGAUCUGCUGGGGACGGUGAGCCACUGAAAGCAGGCUUUAGUACCAAAAAUGGGGCAUUCCAGGGGCAUGGCAGGGAUGAGCCACAGGGGGCACUUAUGCAGCAUCCAAGUCCCCUCAGAGCACUCCCAUGGGUCCUGAUCCAGCCCAAAGUUCAAUCAGCAAAAAGGCCAGCGCAGUAAAAUUAUUCCAAUGGUAGUCUACAAGGAGCAAUGGCUCCCCAGUAGGCCUGUUCAUGGGAGCCGGCCUGUCCUUUCCAGCUCCUGCACUCAUCUCCCAACAGAGCCUGUGUUCAGCCAGGCCAGUGGCUCGCAAGCCGCAAGUGGAUGGAGCGCAGCUUCCUGCUGUCUCCUCCACUGCCACCCCCUCCCCCACUGGCUACACAAUUUGGAUUGCUCUGCCCCUUGUUAGUCAUCUGACUAGUAACACAAACUAAAAUUCAAAGAGAAGACCAUUUAUUUUGUAAAUAACCUUAUGUUAAACUGAAAAGUAUGCACUUAAUUACUAUAAAGAAAAAUAAAAAUUCCUGUAGCAUUAGAAAAACUCAGUCUUACACUUUGAUAUUCAAUAAAUAAGCCAGGAUAUGUGCCAAAGAGAACUGAAAAUAAAUCACAUAUAGUAUGUUUUGAUAAAUUGCACCUUAAUUGAGUAAGAAGCAUAAUACCGUAUGUAUUUAAAUAUUCUAAGCUAAAAUGCAGUGUGCAUACCAAGUGCAAAUGUUGAUAUGUUUAUACAAAAUGAAGGAAUGUACAGUGUAAAUUAGUCCUUUAUCUUCUGCUCAAUUGAUUUUUAAAAGACAUUUGUACAGCUUUGCUAUUGCUAGAGAUAGAAAAUGUCCAUAAUCAAUGGUGCUUAGUCUUUUCUUUGCAGCUCUCUGUUUGUAACCAGUCCCUUCAUCACUGUACAGUUCUGGCCAUCUUGUUUUCAACCUACCUAUCCCUGUUCCGUAUCUGUAUGUAGAUUUGUACCUGGGACCAGAUAUAUCACAUGGGCAUCUGCUCGUUUGUUUUAACUGUGAAACUAGGAUGGAAGAAAAACAGCCAAGUGAAUGUUUGAAAAGCCUUAAACCAGUUUUACCAGAGUAAUCCUAAUAAAUGUUAUGAGAGUGAUCCAGAUUAGGUUGUGGCUGCGACCAGUAUUUCCUUAUAACCAGUAAACAUGAUUUAUUAUUAAGUCAGAUAAAGAUAAGGAACUCAACCAUAUUACAGCAAAUGUUUGUAUAUCAAAAGGAACAGUGAUGGGCUGAUCCUGAAUUUCAUGACAGAGAUCUGAAGAGAACUGCUUUGAAAGGAGGAAGCUCAGGACUAGUAUCCAAAAUGUGCUUUGGCUGUAGCAAACCCAAGCAAUCAAACAAGAAAUAAUAGGAUUAGACACAUAAUAUACCUAUUUAAAUUGGAUCAGUUGUUUCAAUUGUAGUUGUGUUUAUGUGAACUGCUCUGGGGGAUCCUUUGGGGAUCAGGUGAGAUAGAAAUUAAAUAAAUAAUACUGCUAUAUCUGUUAUUCUUCUAGAUUUCUCAUGGUUAUGCCCAUGUGGAAUAAAUCAUGUACAGCAUCAUGAACUAUGAUCACCGUGUACUUUCAUUCUUCCUUCUUAUCGAAGUACCACAAAAGCAUGUGCAAUGGGUUAUACCCAUAUACGUUGGGUCUUUUCUAAAGAAGCUUACAGCAAGAUCCAUAUGCACAAUAGUUUCCAUUAUUUUCCUUCACAGCAGAUUCAAUGGAAGCAGCUUAUCUUGUGAAGCAGAACAUCUCCUACUGAGUAUAAAACUGAUGCAUAAACAAAAGCUCAUAUAUGAACAUAAAAGGACUUGCUGGAUCAGGACCAUUACCUCCCUCACAUCAUGAAAAACUGUUUCAGGUCAUUGAUCACUGCAUUGUCCAGUAAUCAAAUACAUGGAAUCUGAUCCAGAGUCUUCCGAGGAAUGCAUGCAGGCUUAAGUGUGCAACUACUAUUAACUUUCAUUGAAGUCACUGGAUAUUACCACAUGAUAACUGAAUAUUUUAAGUUUCUAUCAAACAGUCAUAUGGUCUUAGUAGCUGAUAUGCAAAAGUAUAUUGAGGGCAGCAAGAAAUGUUUCAACUAAGGAUAUAUGUGUUACCACAGUUGUGGUUUAGUUAUCCCCUUUAAAACUAAA